Molecule: messenger RNA, 2286 nt
Organism: Adelges cooleyi (spruce gall adelgid)
Lineage: Eukaryota; Metazoa; Arthropoda; Insecta; Hemiptera; Adelgidae
Gene: mol
Product: dual oxidase maturation factor 1
Exons: 9
Coding region: 341-1591 (416 amino acids)
Biological process (GO): protein transport
Cellular component (GO): endoplasmic reticulum membrane
Source: RefSeq, a predicted model, not a curated record
CUGUGUGCGACCGACAGUCUCUUCAGUGUCCGCUCGGGAUCCGAUCAUCGCACGUGCACCGUUUGCCGACCGUCAAUCAUGCAAACCGCGCGCCAACAGCUGUCGCCGGUUAAAAUAUUAUAUUAUAAUACAACAACGUUAUCGUUGUAACGUUACGCCUAUACAGUGUGAUGAUAGUUACCGUUUGUUAUGUGAAGUGAACGAGAAAAACUGAAAAAAUUAUUUAUUAUAAUAAGUCCGUUUAAAACAAUUAUUUUCACCGAAAACUACGAUUUUCGUUCGGUCAACCUAACCGGAACUGCUUACUCGCUUACACGCCUACUACAGUAUAACUCCCAGAAUGACGUGGCUAAGGAGCGAUGGAGGGCCCGUGUUCUAUGGUUACAGCAACCGCACGCCCGUCACCGGCGACGUGCAAAUGAUAUCCACUUGUUUGGUGUUCGGCACGAUCUUCGUCGCUUUCCUAAUCAUUUUCCCCGGAGUCCGGAAAGAAAGGUUCACCACCUUCACGACGGUUACCUUGAGUCUGUUCGUCGGCAACGUUAUACUGGUGUCGAUAUUGGGUUCCAGUUGGCACGUAGCCCGGACCGUUAUCACUAGUGCUUAUCGAGCCCUAUCCAAAGAGCUGAUAACCGCCGAACUCGGUGCCUACGUCGGACUCGGUCACAUCAACAUCACGCUUACCGCACUGCCGACCGACAACUCGUCCAUGUCGGUCGAAGACAUCAGCUUCAACGAACGUUUCUCGUGGUUGGAAGCUCACGAGAUGGGCGAAAGUUACCAAGCCGCCUUAUACCGAGGUCUUCCCUUCCCCAUACUGACCGUCGCCGAGUACUUUAGUCUGGGCCAAGAAGGAUUCGCCUGGGGCGGUCAAUACCGAGCCGCCGGCUACUACGGCACCAUAUUCUUGUGGACUGCGUUCGUGUCGUGGUUCCUGAUGAACGUGCUACUGGUGGUGGUCCCUCGGUACGGGGCUUACACCAUGAUGGCCACGGGCAGUUUCAUGGUAGGCGCGACGGCCGCUUACCACUGUAUGCUCCCGUGGAUACCGCUAGUCAUACGGUUCCAAGACGACAAGUUUCUACUGUUCAAGUUGGGCUGGUGUUUUUGGCUGACUCUGUUCACGGGUAUGCUAUGCAUAGCCGUCGGACUCAUAAUCGUGGCCGUCGACUGCGUGUACCCACACAAGUUCUCCACCAUACUGGAGGUGGACUUCGACACGCCCUACGACCGGCACAUCAUCAUCGAAGACAGCAGCACCCGGAAAAAACGUGUGGGCAAAAGUCUGGAAGAGCCCGAGGGACUUGGGCGUAGGAUAUUGAGGCGAUUGUCGUCCAAAAAGGACGACGAGACCAACGGCCAGAUGAAACUAGCCGGCAUGGAAAACCGCGGUUUCGAAUUGGAUCCGCCGCCGCCAAACUCGCCAUGGAGAUUCCCGUACAACAGACCGGCCGCGCAAGGAGUGAAAUUCAACAGGAGCGUAUCGCAGGACUCCAUGACCAGUCAGACGUCCAGUUUGGCCGUGUCGUUCAACAACCGGGACAAAAGUCGAUUGUCGAUACUGAAAAAGUCAUCGCCCGCCAUAAGGUAACAUUAAUAUUGUGUCGACAGGGAGCAUUGUAAAUAAUUGUUUACCCGUGCCCGGCAGCGCACAACCGACGGCCGUGGUCGACAGAGCAAAAGAAGUGUCCAUGUGGUAGGAAAAUUCGAAACGAUUACACUAAUAACAAAAGUGCCACACAAAACGAUUUGUGAAUAUUCAACUCAAGUCUGAUCGUAGACAUAGAAAAAUACAAUAUGUAUCAUAUAAAAUAGUUAAGAUUAGUAUGUACGAAGAAAGUCAUAUUAGGCAUAAAUUAUGUACGAACGUAACGCGGUAAUAUUCGAUUAACUAAAACUUGUUUGUAAGUGAAACUAAUGAUGUAAUGAGGUUCGUACGGUUAAAAAAAACCGGCUUGGGUUACACCGAAAUCAAUACAAUUGCGAAGAAAUACAUAUUUUAUUUAAUAAGAUCAAAAAAAAAAAAAAAAAUGAAUAAUAAGUAGAAAAAUAAGCCAAGGCAAUGUCAAUUAGACGCGGAUAAUUAUUUCAAUGUGUUACCUAUACCUAUUUAUUUAUUAAUAAUAUUAAGUGAUUUAUAUAUAUAUAUAUAUAAAUUUAAUACUUGUAAUGAGUUAUCGAUAUUAUUAUUAUUAUUACUAUUUGAAUCAAAACAAUGAUUGUUGUACUAUAUGUUAUUAUAAAUUAUUACCCUUGACGAAUAAAUGUUUAUAUUUAUUUAUUAUA